AUGACUCGACCGCCGCUCACCCUCGAGUCCUCGAUUUUGAUCAUCGGCGCCGGAACAUGGGGUUGCUCAACGGCCCUUCAUCUCGCCCGUCGAGGAUAUCGGAAUGUUCGAGUUCUCGAUCCAUUCGCCGUUCCAUCGCCCAUUGCCGCAGGUAAUGAUAUCAACAAGAUCAUGGAGCAUAAGGAGCUCAAAGAAAACCAUCGCGAUCCCAAAAGUGUGGCGUUCGUCACCUGUACCCGAGCAGCUUUGAAGGGAUGGCAAACAGACCCCGUCUUUGCUCCAUAUUUCCACGAGACUGGAUUCAUCGUUGCCGCAAGCACCCCCGAGCUCAUCGCACAUCUCAAGAAGCAAGAGAUCGAUCCCAUGCAAGCUGAUUUUGAGGAUCUGCAGACGCCGGCGGACUUUCGCAAUACCAUGCCUCCGGGCGUGUUGACGGGGGAUUUCCCCGGCUGGAAAGGAUGGCUGAGCCGCAAAGAUACCGGAUGGAUUCAUGCGCGCAAGGCCAUCGUGUCGGCUGCCACGGAAGCCAAAAGACUCGGGGUUCAGUUCAUCACUGGGAGUCCCGAGGGCCAAGUGGUGGAGCUGAUUUACGAGAACGGGGACGUCAAGGGCGCCUCGACAGCGGAUGGCAAGCGACACAUGACUGACUAUACAAUUCUGGCGGCCGGUGCUGGAUCUGAUCAGCUUCUGGACUUUGAGAAGCAGCUCCGCCCAACGGCUUGGACGAUCUCCCAUAUUCGCAUGUCCCCCGAAGAGGCGCAGCAGUAUCGGAACUUACCGGUGCUAUUUAAUCCUGGAAAGGGCUUCUUCAUUGAACCGGACGAGGACCACCACGAGCUGAAAAUUUGUGACGAGCAUCCGGGAUACUGCAAUUUCGUGGAAGAUUUCCGACGACCAGGGGAAGAGAGAAGUGUCCCAUUUGCCAGAGAACAAAUUCCACUGGAAGCGGAAGCCCGGGCGAGAAGUUUCUUGCAGGAAACCAUGCCUCAUCUGGCGGAUCGGCCACUCGCAUUCGCGAGAAUCUGCUGGGACACCGACACGGUCGAUCGAGCGUUCUUGAUAGAUCGACAUCCUCGAUAUGCCUCCCUUGUGGUGGCCGUGGGAGGGUCUGGGAAUGGAGCCAUGCAGAUGCCGGCCAUUGGUGGAUUUAUCGUCGACGCACUCGAAGGGAAGUUGCAGGAUGAAUUGAGCAACGUGGUGCGGUGGCGGCCGGAGAUGGCCAUUGAUCGGGAUUGGCAUUCUACGCAGAAUCGGCAUGGGGGUCUGCACAAGGUCAUGAAUUUGCAAGAGAUUAAGGAGGACGAGUGGACCUGCAUCAACAAGUGA
This is a messenger RNA of Penicillium oxalicum, 1326 nucleotides long. RefSeq names its product NAD(P)/FAD-dependent oxidoreductase. Gene Ontology annotation, molecular function: sarcosine oxidase activity; saccharopine oxidase activity; flavin adenine dinucleotide binding. The record is from RefSeq and is a predicted model, not a curated record. The transcript is spliced from 2 exons. Lineage: Eukaryota; Fungi; Ascomycota; Eurotiomycetes; Eurotiales; Aspergillaceae. The coding region runs from base 1 to 1326 and encodes 441 amino acids.